Mobula hypostoma (lesser devil ray) is the source of this 7955-nucleotide messenger RNA. RefSeq names its product platelet-derived growth factor receptor, alpha polypeptide (gene pdgfra). Lineage: Eukaryota; Metazoa; Chordata; Chondrichthyes; Myliobatiformes; Myliobatidae. Gene Ontology annotation, cellular component: signaling receptor complex; plasma membrane. The transcript has 24 exons. Gene Ontology annotation, molecular function: ATP binding; platelet-derived growth factor alpha-receptor activity; platelet-derived growth factor binding. The coding region runs from base 519 to 3797 and encodes 1092 amino acids. The record is from RefSeq and is a predicted model, not a curated record. Gene Ontology annotation, biological process: embryonic cranial skeleton morphogenesis; multicellular organism development; positive regulation of kinase activity.
GCCAUCGGGUGCCUGCGUCAGGGAUUUAAGGAAUUUCGAACAAGAUACAGGCUUUUUUUUCUGGGAAUACUCUGCUGUCCUGGGAUCGAGGGUGGAGGAGGGAGAGAUUUUUGGAUUGUUCAGGAGCCCUGCCAUGUGGAUGAAUCACAUAAACAGGAAGGAAAGGAGAAUGAUGCCAGGACAUUUGGAUUGUCUGUGAGCAGGCUGUACCGAGUGACUUGUGUGGGACUUUCCGUGGGCGCAAAGGAGAAAGUGGCCGAGGGCCUUUGGGCGAAUUUACUUCAGUUUAGGAGAGUGGUGUUUACUCGCCGACACGUUGUUGACACACACACACCGGUUUUGCCCAUCCGGUAUCCUAAGUGUAUUGGAGGUUCACAACACACUAGCUCUGGAAGUAAACCAAAUCAAACGCUCGCUGCUGUGUCGUGACGGUAGAAGACAAGAGUGCUGGAAUAUUGCGCUGACAUUGCCUGUACAGCGAUGCGAAACAUCAACACCGGAAGUGAAUUUCCACCACCAUGGGCACAUUCUGGAAGACAUUUCCGAUUGUCAUCUGCUUCUUCCUGGAAAUCUUCAAAGGGCCUCAGCUGGCUCAGUGCCAACAGAUACCUGAUGUUUACCCCAACCAAGAUGAAAUAGAAGUUGCUCUCCAUUCAACAUUCAACCUGAAGUGUUUGGGGGAGAAUGAAGUGGCUUGGGAGUUGCCUUUUAAAGACGCUGCACAGAAUGUCAUUAAAAAAAAUGAAAGCAACAAUAGUGGGAGCUUUGUACAAACACUUGAAGUCCAAAAAGCAACAGGAAUCCACACUGGGAUGUACAUCUGCUACUACCCAGCACUUUAUUCCGAUGACGAUGAGAUUGAAGGCCGCGACAUAUAUGUUUUUGUUCCAGAUCCAGACCAUCCCUUUGUUCCACAAUUGAACUUUGAAAAUAUAGUAAUAGUAGCAGAGGGUGAAGUUGCUGUGAUUCCAUGUCGAGUGUCCGAUCCAAAUCUGCAAGUCACCUUGACGAAUCUUGAUACCGUGAACACAAUCUCUGCUACCUAUGAUAAUAAAGAAGGAUUCAGAGGGCUGUUCAAGGAGGGGACGUAUAUCUGUGUCACAACAGUCAAUGGUGUGAAACACGAAUCAGAAGAGUACAUUGUUAAUACAUUUAAAGUGGCAAAGGAUUUGAAAGUUGAAAUAGAAGCUUUAAAAAACAUAGUUAAAGUGGGAGAAAGCAUUCUUGUUACUUGUAAAGUAGUGGAUAAUGAAGUGGUGACCAUCAACUGGAAUUACCCAGGAAAAAACAAGGGAAAGGAAGAUCUCAAGGAAGUAAAACAACCAUCCAUAAUAAUUACAAAGACCCUUGAAAUUGAGGAAGCCACAUUGGAAGAUACUGGAACCUAUGAAUGUUCUGUGUCACAUGCAACUCAAGCAACCUAUAGAAAAAAACACGUUUACAUCGAAGUUAGAGAGAACGGAUUUAUACAUUUGGAUCCCAGAUUUGGAACAGAAGAAUUUGCAGAUCUACAUGAAGUCAAGCAGUUUGUGGUCAACAUUGAGGCCUACCCAGCACCCACUGUUCAGUGGCUGAAGAACAAUGUUACCCUGCAUGAGGAUAACAAUGAAGUGAUCAUUAACACAGUAAAUAUCCAGAAAAUCAGGUAUCAAAGUAAUCUAACCCUGAUUCGUGCAAAGAAACAAGACAGUGGAAUGUACAGUAUUAUUGUUGAAAAUGAAGAUAAUUGUACCAUUUUUACCUUCUUCUUGCAGGUGAAAGUGCCAGCAAAGAUCAUCAAUCUUGUUGACCUGCACCAUGGCUCUGCGAAUGGGCAGAUUGUUUCAUGUUCUGCAGAUGGGACACCCAGCCCAGAGGUCGAGUGGCUAAUUUGUACAGAUCUAAAAAAGUGUGCCAAUGACUCAAUGCUGUGGAAUGUCCUCCACAGCAAUUCGAGUGAUAUAAGUAUUGAGACUCAUCAGACGAAGAAAAACACUGUGGAGAGCAAACUGACAUUUCAGAAAGUGGAUAAUACGAUGGCCGUGAAAUGUAUUGCAAAGAAUGAACUUGCAGUUGUUGCGCGUGAAGUCAAACUGGUGGCUCACAAUUUACACUCUGAGUUGACUGUGGCUGCGGCAGUCUUGGUGCUGCUGGUGAUCGUGAUCAUUUCCUUGAUAGUACUUGUUGUAGUUUGGAAACAGAAACCAAGGUAUGAAAUACGUUGGAGAGUCAUUGAAUCCAUAAGUCCAGAUGGCCAUGAAUAUAUUUAUGUUGAUCCCAUGCAACUUCCCUAUGAUACAAGAUGGGAGUUCCCUAGGGAUGGACUUGUCCUUGGGCGCAUUCUUGGUUCUGGGGCAUUCGGAAAGGUGGUUGAAGGAACUGCAUAUGGUUUAAGUCGCUCACAGCCUGUGAUGAAAGUCGCAGUGAAAAUGCUAAAGCCAACUGCUCGUUCCAGUGAGAAGCAGGCUUUGAUGUCAGAGCUGAAGAUAAUGACUCAUCUCGGUCCACAUUUAAACAUUGUUAAUCUGCUCGGGGCUUGUACAAAAGCAGGUCCCAUUUACAUCAUUACUGAAUACUGUUUCUAUGGUGAUCUGGUCAACUACCUGCAUAAAAACAGGGACAGCUUUAUAAGUCGAUAUUCAGAAAAAGGAAAGAAAGAAGUGGAUAUUUUCGGUAUAAACCCUGCUGAUGAAAGCACACGAAGUUAUGUGAUCCUGUCUUUUGAGAGCAAUGGGGACUACAUGGAUAUGAAACAAGCAGAAAGCACCCAGUAUGUGCCAAUGUUGGAAAGGAAAUCCAGCUUCAAGUACACUGACAUCCAGCAGCACAUGUAUGAUCAUCCACCAUCGCAGAAAAAGAAGUCCUUGACAGAAACAACAGAAUCUUGGAAUCCCCUUUUGGAUGACAGUUCGGAGGGGCUUUCUUUCAUGGAUCUAAUCAGCUUUACCUUUCAAGUUGCACAAGGAAUGGAGUUUCUGGCUUCUAAAAAUUGUGUGCAUCGUGAUUUGGCAGCACGUAAUGUUCUUCUGGCUCAAGGAAAGAUUGUCAAGAUCUGUGACUUUGGCCUGGCACGAGACAUCAUGCAUGAUUCCAACUAUGUUUCUAAAGGCAAUACAUUCCUACCAGUGAAGUGGAUGGCUCCUGAGAGCAUAUUUGACAACUUGUACACUACUCUCAGUGAUGUCUGGUCCUAUGGCAUUCUUCUUUGGGAAAUAUUCUCUUUGGGUGGUACACCAUAUCCAGGAAUGAUGGUUGACUCCAACUUUUAUAAUAAGAUCAAGAGUGGGUACAGGAUGACAAAACCAGAACAUGCUUCUUCAGAUGUCUAUGACCUGAUGGUGAAAUGCUGGAACAGUGAGCCUGAGAAAAGGCCUUCCUUUACACGCCUGGCUGAAAUUAUUGGUGGUUUAUUACCAGAAGCCUACAAGAAGAGCUACAAGCAGAUGAAUGAUGAUUUUCUGAAGAGUGACCAUCCAGCUGUUGCUCGCAUGCGGGCAGAAUCCACCGAUCCUUAUAUUGGAGUUAACUACAACAAUGAAAAUAAAAAGAAAGACCGGGAGAGUGGAUUUGAUGAGCAACGGUUAAGUGCUGACAGUGGCUACAUCAUCCCACUGCCUGAUAUUGACCCAGUCACAGACAAUGACCCUAGUUCUUCAAGGAACCGCCAUAGUUCCCAGACAUCUGAAGAAAGUGCAAUAGAGACCGGUUCCAGCAGCUCUACCUUUAUAAAGCGAGAAGAUGAAACCAUUGAAGAUAUGGAAAUGAUGGAUGAUGUAGCAAUUGAUCCUUCAGACUUAGUGGAGGACAGCUUCCUGUAACCAGCUUUAUUGUGGGAAAAUAAACUUGCCCUAUUCUAGACAUGACCUUCUCGAUAACCACUUACUGAGGCAUGCCCAAGCAGAGAAGCUUGAGGAGGGAAUUUGAUGGUACUUCUGAAAGUGAGGCCAAAUUGGAAGGAUAUCCUGGGACCAAGAUAUGAUUUGUAUUAUAGUACAUAUCAUAUGUCUAUUUCAGUGCAUUAUUUUUCUAUUACGGUACACUCUACAGUGUUUAUUUCAGGGUGUAUACCCACUGCUAUUCCUCUGGACUAAACAUAAUGCUAAACAGAGUUGUGUGUUUCAAAGACUUUGCUUCAUCAUAAAUGGUCCUAUAUCUGGAUAUUUGAUCACAUUUAUCAGACUGCUUCAUAUGCACAUAAUGAUAACCAUUAUUAAGAAUGUAUGCUGUGUACUUAAUGUUGUACCAUAUCAUUUAUAUCUACAUCAAUAGAUAGACAAUGACUUUGUCAUUCUCCAGGUGGGUUACAAUCAGUUGUUUGUCAUUGUUUUCAGAUACCAAUGCACAUCUUCACUUAAACAGGCAUUCUUUUUAGUGCUUACUUUCUAAUUACAAAGGACUUCUAUUUUUUGCAAAGCACAAUUUUUUGGGAGUAACUACCUGUAAAGAAUGCACUGCAUCUAUGCAAGAUCCUACACUUGAAUAUUUCAAAUAUUUGUGUAAACUCAUGAAAACAUUACAGACGUGAACUACAACCUACAUUGAAAAGCUAAGAACUUGGAAUCCACAGUUAUAACUCAGUUUGUGGACUGAGCCAACAUAUCAACUGACUUGUUUGUCGUUGCAACCUUUUGGAAAUCAAAGGAUUUGCAGAGCAUGGAAAACUGGUAUAUUUGAGCCAGCUGUAAAUGACCUGGUGAAUUGUGGCAAAGACAUGCCAACGGUUAUGAAGAGGAGUUACUGAAGAAAGUUCUCUUCAAAGUGAACUAAAAGGAAAAGCAAGCCGUUUCUUUUGAGCCAGGAUUUGAAGGAUGAAUCUGGUCGUGGAGAGCCUUGGUUAAAUAGUAAACAAAUUAUAACAUUUCUUUAUGGGCCAAAUACCACAAAUACUUCUGAAGUUUAAGGAGGAUGCCAUAAAGCACAGAAUUCCAUUAUGUAAAUAUUGUAAAUUCAGUCUUACUAAUGUGCUGAAAGUCAAUUCAGUUUGAGGUAUCUUAAUUCAUUAAUUGAAGUGAUGAUAUGAUAUUAAAUUGAACUUGGCUAUCAUCAAUAAGGGAAGGACCCUUUACAUUUUCUGAGAUCCCAGGCUGGAGGAUUGAAAUGUUUUACAAAACUGAUGUCUUUACCAUACAUUAAGGAUCAGCUUUGUACUGAACGAAUCAGUAGUGACGAAUUCUAUUGUAUGGUUUUCUUGUGCUAAAGAACAUUAACAUGUAUCAUUUAAUGGAAGUAGCUGGCUUAAAAAUUGCUGCUUGAAUUUGAUAACUAGUCAAUAUACUAUUUGCUAACAUUUGCAAACAGUAGAUACCUGACACAAUGGAGUCAUUGAUUACUUUUAUGAAAGUAAGCAAAUGUCUUUAUAAAUCAUUCAUAAUCUGGAUUAAGUUUUCUGAUUUUUUUUCUGUAUAUGUGUGUGUGUAUAUAUAUAUUUAUAUACACACACAGACACAAAAUUAUCAUAAAACCUUCCAGGGAUGGUAUUAGUUAAAAACUUCUGAAAAAAAUGUUGAGAACUCAAACUACUAGCAACAUUAACUUAGCUACUUCCUAAACUAUCAAUGCAAAACUUUAAGCACAUGGUUAAAGGUGAACACAGAAAAUGCUGGAAAUAGUCAGCAAGUCAGGCCACAUCUGUGGGAAAGGAAAUGAAGUUAAUGUUUCAUGUGGAAGACCCUUCAUCAGACCCUGGAAAGAGAGAAAUGAAGCUGGUUAGGCAGCUGAGAGGGAAUGUCUGUGACAGGGUAAAACCUAGACGACCAUGGGGCUAAACUGUAAACAAACAUGUCUGAUCACUGAGUGAAUGGGAGCAGUUAGAGAGAGAGAACAGACAAAAAUACACGCACACACAAAAGAAUGUAGGAGUUAUGAAAUGCAAAUAUAGAAUAUCUGACAGGACAGGUUGGGAAUAACUUCCACUCACAGAGGGGUACAAAAGAAAAAUAAGGGAAAAAACAACAAAGAGGUUAAGCCAAUGCCACAGGUGGACUGAAUGAUACAAAGAAAUCAAGCUACCUGAAGCUGUAGAAUUGUUCUAUCCUCAUUUCCAUCUGUUCCUGCUCUGCAUUUUGUACCUCCUACAGUCUUUUGUCUGUGUUCUCAUGCCCUUGUUUAUAUUAUCACCAUGAUCACCCUAGAUUGACUCUUUCAGAGACCUACCCUCACUGCAGCUUUAUGAGCUCCUUUCUUUCCCAAUAUGAUGAAGCUGUUCAACCUGAACCAUUGACUCUGUUUAAUCUUCUCUUAUAGACAGCCUGAUAUGCUCAGUAAGUCAAGCAUUUUCUUGUUUAUAAUUCAAAUUUAGAGCAAGUUCCAUUUAAAAAAAUCAUUAACUAAUAAGUUUUCCCACCUGGAUGACAUCAUUUAAAUAUUGUCAUUGAGAUGGGCUUGGAGCCUAGUAGGGACCAGUUUGGAUGUUGUUUGGCUUAUUUCUGACUCAGUGAAGACCACAUUUGUGCUUGUAUUUUUGAUUGAGCAAAGUGCAUUACUGAGCCUCUCUGCUCCAAGCUAUUAGCUGUUAAGGCAUUAACAUAUUAUACAUUCCAUGGCACAUUGCAGUAGCUGUAUAGAGUAAUAUUAGAAAAUAUGUAUGAAGAGAAACUGAUUACAAACCACUUUUUCAAUUGCUUUCCAUUGGUAAGUAUUUUGUCCUGAUAUUGGUAAUACUACAUACUAUUUCCUGCUCAAAUCAAUAUUAGAGAUCAUAAAACACUCCAUAUCUAACAAUAAAACAAGAACAAACAUAUUAAGAGACUAUUGAAAUUCAUGAAAAUUCAUUUUCUAUAAAAUGUAUGAUAAAAUGUAAAGAAAAUAUUAAGUAACUUUGCAGGCUAAUAUGUUCAGUGUUUCCAUUCAGAGAUGGAUUUCAAAUAUUAAAUGAACAAGCUAAUGAGGCAGAUCAAAAUGAUGUAGCAUUGUCUAGGAAUCAUGACUUUUUCUUUGAAUGGUUUGAAUGUUGAAUAUUAUCCAAUGGUUCUACAAAGUUACCAGGCACAUUGGAUAUAUAUGAUGAUGUUAUACAUCAUUUCUGUAUAUAUAUACAUAUAUAUAUGUGUAUUUCAGUGUAGUCAAAUGAGUUACUGCCAUACAUUUAUGAAUAGCUGUAUCACUGCCUAUGUUUAUAUUUUUGACUGUGAUGUUAGCCACAGAAACGUUACAUGUUGCACUUUUGAAUGUCCUAAAAGUUAUAUUUUAAAAUGUAAAAAAAACGAGAUGAUUUCAAAGGGAUUGAAUUGUUAAUGUGUAUCUGGAUGCGUAUGUGGGUUGAAGUUUCAAACAUUUUAUUAUGACAAAAUUACGCAGUUUUAAAUACUUUUUUUAAAAAGAAUUACUUUAUGUUACAUCAAAUACACAUUGUCUAAACCAGAAUUUCUAUUUCAAUAAAUUCAGAUGAAUUUAGUGACUGAGAUUGGAUUAUCCUUCCCUCAUUUCUUUUUACAAAAUUGGAUUUAUUGUCAUGUGCUCAGCUGCAAUGAAAAAAAAAACUUGAAGCAGCAUCAUAAGUGCAACCAUUGUCUGUGGAUCUCAUAGGUGAGAUCCUUAGGUGUUGUUGGAGCUCCAGUCAUCCAUGCAGGUGCAUUGUAUUUUGUCACACUUCUGCCCGUGGCUUAUAGAUGGUGGAAAGUUUUGGGGAGUUGAGAGCUGAGUAAUUCACCUCAGUAAAUCUGUUCUCUAACUGGCUUAAGUAGCUAGAUUACUUAUGUGGGGCAUUUCAAUGGUGCUUUGAAUGUUGAUGCUGAGUCCUUGGUGAAAUUAAUGCUACUGAAUAUCAAGGAAUUAGUUGGUCUUUUGCUAGAGAUGGUUAUUGCCUAGCACUUGUAAUUUCUGAAUAUAACUUGUCACUUAUCACCUGAUAUCUUAAUUUAUCCUGGUCAAGCAGCAGCUGACUGUUUAAUUAUGAAUCACCCACAGACGUCUGUUGCUGAUCAGUUUAAAACCUCAUGAACAGCCCAGCACAGUGCCAGAAAGGUAAAGGAGACAAG